This is a messenger RNA of Tachysurus vachellii, 1883 nucleotides long. RefSeq names its product WD repeat, sterile alpha motif and U-box domain containing 1 (gene wdsub1). The transcript has 13 exons. The coding region runs from base 51 to 1535 and encodes 494 amino acids. Lineage: Eukaryota; Metazoa; Chordata; Actinopteri; Siluriformes; Bagridae. Gene Ontology annotation, molecular function: protein binding; ubiquitin-protein transferase activity. The record is from RefSeq and is a predicted model, not a curated record. Gene Ontology annotation, biological process: protein ubiquitination.
GUGACUCUGCACGUGACGCGUCACUAAUCCGGAAGCAGAGCUGAAUCACGAUGGUGUCUCUGAUCUGCACCAUAAAAGACCAUCUUGAUGAUGUGAACUGCUGCACGUUCUCCGCCUCGCUCCUGGCCACCUGCUCCACAGAUAAAACUGUGCGAGUUUACUCCACCCGAGACUUCUCUGAGCUCCCGUUCUCGCCGCUCUCGGGCCAUGGUUACGGGGUCCACUGCUGCUGCUUCAGCCCCUGCGGUCAGUACCUGGCGUCCUGCUCCACCGACGCCACCACUGUGGUGUGGGCGAUGGGCAGCGGGGAGAUCGAGGCCGUGCUCGAGCACCCGGGCAGGAGUCCGGUUAGAGUGUGUGCCUUUUCGCCCGACGCCACGUGUUUGAUUUCGGGUGCUGCAGACGGCACCGUGGCUCUUUGGGACUUCCCGUCCAGAACUCUGCGCAGGACCGGCUCUGUUCCUGACACCACAAUGGUAGCGUGUUCCUUUAGCCCCUGUGGGCAGCUGUUUGCUACAGGAACCACGUACGGAGACCUCCGUAUCUGGGACCUGGGCAUGAACCAGCUUCAUGCGGAGAAGUACGCUCAUGACCUCGGGGUCACCUGCUGCCAGUUUGCACCGCAGAUGAUGAAGGAAAAUAAUGCCGGUCAUGUGGUUCAGUACCGUUUGGCCUCCUGUGGUCAGGACAGCUUGCUGAAGGUCUGGCUGCUUUCUUGGAAUUACUCUGCAGGUUGUAAGAUGCAGCUGCUACACACACUGUCGGGUCAGUCGUCUGCUGUCCUGUGCUGUUGCUUCUCUGCAGAUGGACAGCUUUUAGUCUCUGGGUCUAUGGAUAAGUCUGUUGCAGUUUAUGAAGCAAAUGGUGGAGUCUUACUCUAUACCUUAAACCAGCACGAAAGGUAUGUAACAGCCUGUACAUUCUCCCCAGUUGCCCCCCUUCUAGCCACCGGCUCCAUGGAUAAGACAGUGAGUGUAUGGCGUGUGGAGGACGGCUGCAGCUCUCAGGGUGUUGUACCUGAUGGCAAAUCUCUCCCAGACGACGUCCCCUGCAGCUCACACCAAGCAGGCAGGAAGUGGCCGGGUCAUUCCAGGCUGACGGUGAGCGAUUGGUCGGAGGACGACGUGUCGUCAUGGUUACAGCAGGAGGGGAUGGAGAGCCUCAUCGACACGUUUAAAGCCAAUAACAUUGAUGGAGCAGAACUGCUGUCGCUCAGCAAGGAGAGCCUCAGCUCUGAGCUUCGUAUAGAGUCUUUGGGGUUGCGCAGUAAAAUUCUGAGGAAGAUCGAGGAGCUGAAGAUGGCGCCGGUAUCUGACGGCAUUCCUGACGAGUUCCUCUGCCCCAUCACGCACGAGGUCAUGAAGGACCCGGUGAUCGCCGCAGAUGGCUACUCGUACGAGCGUGAGGCCAUUGAGAGCUGGAUCAAAACUAAGAACCGCUCGAGCCCCAUGACCAACCUGCCCCUACAGACCACACUGCUGACCCCCAACCGCACACUCAAGAUGGCCAUCUGCCGCUGGAGCAGCAGCCAGUGAUCAGCCCGGUCGGUCCGAGCAGGACGUCCUAUAAUUAAUGCUGUAACGGCGCUGAAUCGCGUUUGCUGGGAGCUUGGAUCAAAACCGCGAGCUGGCUGAACUCAUUGAAAUCUUCCUCGACUGCGCCGUCUCAAGUUUAGCUCGUCAUUCUGUCCUCGUCUAGACGUCUGCGUGAUCCGUGAAACUCCACACGGGUAACGUUAGAGUUUCAGGCUGGAGUCUGUAGGAACCUUCUACAUUUCUUUAUCAGUAAUUAACCAUUUGAUCUUAAAUACAGUUUGAUUUUAAACAGAUUUUCAUACGUCGUUAAGAAAAAGUAAAGAAAUCUGUUAAGGCUGUCUAAAGAAA